Molecule: messenger RNA, 2175 nt
Organism: Adelges cooleyi (spruce gall adelgid)
Lineage: Eukaryota; Metazoa; Arthropoda; Insecta; Hemiptera; Adelgidae
Product: lipase 3-like
Exons: 8
Coding region: 490-2046 (518 amino acids)
Biological process (GO): lipid metabolic process
Source: RefSeq, a predicted model, not a curated record
CAGGAGGGAUACUGUGCGUGUAUGUCCUGUCGCAAGGUUGUCCGACGGAUCGCCACUCAAUAUUUUCAUCCGCUACUGUGUCGUACCGUCGCUCUAGUUCGCCUCGCGCCGUCGACGCCGGCGGUGAAAAUGAUAGAGACAAUAUUGGCUGUUACGCGCGCAACGCAAACGACUUACGUUCACGAUACCGUCGUUAGUGGUGGUGUUGUUGUUGUUGUUGUUGUUGCUGCUGCGGUCUUUUGCCAAUAGUGAUAAUAUUAGCAAUUAUCGACAAAUUAGAAUAAUUCAAUUAGUGAUAUUUACAAUUUAUUAAUCUCGGUAAACAGCGCGGCCGCCUCUGUUUGUCGAGUAGCAGGCAAACACCGUAAUUAACAACACAGGUGCGACAAUUCGCAAACAACCGCGUGACGUUGCGCGCUCGAUCUGCGGAUAUCACAGGCAAAGGCUCGCGCCUUUGAGUACUUUUUGCCGGUAUUCAAUCGCGACAAGAUGAACCGCGCGCAUCUGCUUAUCGUGUGUCUUUCGCUGUUUGCGUGGACGUUAUGCGACGGCGCCAGGUCCGUCGAGCGCAAAUCACCGAAACCGUUUGCCACGACCCGCCAGCAAUUAUGGCGGACGGCCGUGGCCAGCGACCACAGGCCGUUGACUAGGCGCAAUUGGAGGGCUAACGGCAAGCCUGGCUAUUUCGGGAACGACCACGUACUGGCCCGCCGGCAAUGGAAUUACAUGACGUCCACCGUGCUACCGGCCAUCACGCGGCCCUGGAAAUCGCUGUCGGAAAAACUGGAAUCCAAUUCCAUGUGGCCCGGCAUGAGCAGAAUCGCUAACGAGGCGUACUUACUUAACACCACGGAAGACUUCAUCAGAGAGCAAGGAUAUCCCGUGGAAAGGCACACGGUGAUCACAACGGACGGCUAUAACCUCACAGUGCACCGUAUACCCUACAGUAAAAAAGCUGAUCCGACAAUAAAGAGACCCGUGGUAGUGGUCCAACAUGGUAUUUUGUGCAGUUCUACCGACUGGGUAAUCUCUGGUCCUAACAGCAGUUUAGGUUAUGUUUUAUCGGACGCGGGAUACGACGUUUGGAUAACAAACACCAGAGGAAACACGUAUUCCAGAGGCCACGUGACGUUGGACCCGUCAAAGGACGCCGAGAAAUUCUGGGACUUUAGUUGGCACGAGAUGGGCGUGAUCGACAUGCCGAACAUGAUCGAUUACAUCCUGGAAGUGACCGGUGAACCGGAUGUCAGUUACGUGGGCCACUCGAUGGGCAACGCCAUUUUCUACGUUAUGUGUUCGGAAAGACCCGAGUAUGCACAAAAGGUGCGGGCUAUGGCUUCCAUGGCACCCAUCGCCUUCUUGAACCACGUCAAGAGUCCCAUCUUGACAUUCUUAGCGUCCGUGGCCGACCCGUUAGCAUGGUUGUGUGGAAGCUUGGGGUAUUACGAAUUUCGUCCCAACGGCAAGAUACUGUUGUUCGCGGGCAAGGCGUUCUGCGAGUCCAGUUACAUGCCAUCAGGAGUUUGUGACAAUUUGCUGUUUCUGAUCGCCGGUUACGAUUCCAAACGAUUGGUUAAAAACGUUCUGCCGAUCAUAUUGGCACACACUCCGGCCGGGGCAUCGGCUCGACAACUCACUCAUUUCGCCCAACUCAUAAACCGCAACCAAUGGUUCGGACAAUACAAUUUCAACAAGGAAAAGAACAUGGAAAAAUACGGUCAACUCGAACCGCCGGCGUACAACCUGAGUAAAGUGACCGUGCCCGUAGCUUUGUACUACGCUAACAACGAUUGGAUGGCUGCUCCAGAGGACGUGCAAGUUCUCGGCGACAAAUUGCCCAACUUGGUCGAGAAGAGAGAAAUGCCGUACCGGGAAUUCAACCAUUUGGACUUUUUGUGGGCGACUGACGUGAAAACUAUUGUGUACGACGACUUGAUCAGGUUUUUGAAUAGAUACGAUCGAAAAUACCUGACCGACGUAAAAGAAUCUCAAGAAGUCGACAAUAACGUCUUUACCAGUGAUCUUAACGAACCAAAAAAGGAUUAAUGGUGUUCUCAAACACGAAUAAAAAAAAUAGGAGAGAACAUUUUUACUAUAACGCGAAUAGUGAGCGAAAUUAUUGUAAAAUAAAAAACGCGAGCCAUUAGUUAUUUAAUACUAAUAAAUUAUAAUUUA